ACUAUCCAUAAAACCUAGAUCCAUUCCACAGCUUUCUAUUUCCCCAAUUCUUCAAAUCCAGCCCUCCCUCCCUCUCUGUCUCUACUCUCAUGGACACUAUACAAUCGAACUACAUGGAUUCUCCAUCUGAACCUCCCUCCGAGUCACAACAAUAUUCAAAUAUUCAGAAUUAUUCAUACUCUUAUCCUGAAAACCCAUCGGACCCAUCGGAUUCAUAUACCGAAACUCCAUUGGAAAAAACCCUAGAUUCAUCACAUAAUCCGAAUACUGAAGAUGGAGCUACGAAUGGAAGUGCGCCAAAACCCGAGAUGCCGAAGAUUUUGGUUUCGGAAAAUGGGUUGACCAAUAGCACCGACAGGGAUUUUUCCGGAGGCGAAGAGGAGACGACCAGCAGGAAGCGACGGAGGUCCCGGUGGGAUCCUCCACCGAGCGAAUCGAGCAACGAUGGGGCUGGACCUGGAGGAUUUGAUAAUAAUAGUGGAACUGGUGGGAGGAAGCGAAAGUCCAGGUGGGCCGAUGACGAGCCGAAGCCCGUGAUUCAGUUGCCUGAUUUCAUGAAGGAUUUUACUGGAGGUAUUGAAUUUGAUCCCGAGAUUCAAGCUCUGAAUAGUAGGUUACUUGAAAUUAGUAGGAAAUUGCAAUCUGGGUUGCCUUUGGAUGACCGUCCAGAGGGUGCUAGGUCGCCUUCUCCUGAACCUAUUUAUGAUAACAUGGGAAUCAGGAUUAAUACUAGGGAGUAUCGUGCUCGUGAAAAAUUGAAUAGGGAGAGGCAAGAGAUUAUAUCUCAGAUAAUUAAGAAAAAUCCAGCAUUUAAGCCACCUGCAGAUUACAGGCCGCCUAAGCUUCAUAAGAAGCUUUACAUUCCGAUGAAAGAGUAUCCAGGUUAUAAUUUUAUUGGACUGAUUAUUGGACCAAGAGGGAACACUCAGAAGAGGAUGGAAAGAGAGACGGGGGCAAAGAUUGUGAUUCGGGGUAAAGGUUCGAUGAAAGAAGGUAGGCUGCAGCAGAAUAGGAAUUUGAAGCCUGAUCCUUCAGAAAAUGAGGAUUUGCAUGUUUUGGUGGAGGCUGAUACUCAGGAGGCUCUUGAUGCUGCUGCAGGUAUGGUUGAGAAGCUCUUGCAGCCGGUUGAUGAGGUUCUUAAUGAACAUAAAAGACAACAGCUUAAGGAGCUUGCGGCAUUGAAUGGAACUAUUAGGGAUGAGGAGUAUUGUAGGUUGUGUGGUGAGCCGGGGCAUCGGCAGUAUGCAUGUCCUUCUCGAACUUCAACAUUUAAGAGUGAUGUUUUAUGUAAGAUAUGUGGUGACGGUGGGCAUCCUACAAUUGACUGCCCAGUGAAGAAUACUACGGGCAAGAAAAUGGAUGAUGAGUAUCAGAGUUUCUUGGCAGAAUUGGGAGGCACUGUUCCUGAGUCUGCAACCAAGCAAAAUUCUGCAACACUUGCCCUUGGCCCUGGUAGUUCAGGAACCAAUCCUCCUUGGGCGAGUAGUAGUAACAAUACACAAGCUGGUUUGGGGUCUAGCAUAAUCAAGCCAAAGGAAUAUGAUGAGACAAAUUUGUAUAUUGGGUAUCUGCCACCUACCAUGGAUGAUGAUGGUUUGAUCAGCUUGUUCUCUCCAUUUGGUGAAAUUGUGAUGGCUAAGGUUAUAAAGGACCGGCUAUCUGGUCUGAGUAAAGGAUAUGGAUUUGUUAAAUAUGCUGAUGUCCAACAGGCUAAUAAUGCCACUGCGAGUAUGAAUGGCCACAAACUAGAUGGAAGAACUAUUGCAGUGAGAGUUGCCGGUAAACCUCCUCAGCCUACUGUGCCACCGGGCCCUCCUGGUCCAGUAAUGCCGACUUAUCCUUCUCCGAAUCAGCCUGCUGGAGCCUACCCAUCUCAACAGUAUAAUGUAGGUGGUCCAAUUGGCAGUGCGCCAAUGGGGAGCUAUGGCGGGGCUCCAGUUCCAUGGGGACCACCUCCACCUCCUCCUUAUGCAUCUUAUCCUCCACCUCCUCCGGGUUCAACCCUGUAUCCUCCACCUCCUCCUUAUGGAGUGCAAUAUCCUCCACCUAUGCCACAAGCAUCUUCUGGUACCCCAUCACAGACUGUUUCUUCUAUUGAUGCGCAACAAAAUUAUACAUCUUCUGGGGAGUCACAGCAAAAUUAUCCACCUGGAGUGCAAUCUCAGAGUAGUGCACCUGCUCAAUCUGCUCCAACUUAUGUCUAUGGAAAUUCUGUGACAUCCAUGCCGCCGAAUGCCCAAGCUAUGUAUCCAAUGCCUUCAUACAGUUACCCAUCUUAUUAUAGUUCAGUUCCUCCUCACCCUCCUCCUGCUGUGCCUCAGCCACCUGUUGACUCUUCCCAAAGUUUGAAUAAUGUUCCUUGGGCCUCAAAUCCACCUGUACCUCCACCUUCAUCAUCUGCGGAGAAGAGCAGCUAUAGCACAGAUGCAGAAUAUGAGAAGUUCAUGGCGGAAAUGAAAUGAUGAUACAAUCUUCUAGGAUGGCCAUUUAGGAUGAAGGGCUGUUUGUUGGAGCACUUGUCAUCCUGAUUUGUUAUCUCUUGCCCUGACUUACUUGUUGGAAGUUUGGGACUCACAUCUUUAACCUUGCUGUACUGUUAUGACCUUUGCAGAGAGUUGCCACAAAGUUCAGUUCACCCAGCCUUGUGUUGCAGGACUCGUUCAGAGAUUUAUUGCUAUUGGUUAUUCCUUUUGUAGGACUACCUUCUGUCUUUUAUGAGUGUUAUUUUACUUUAGAGCAUCUGGACCUCUCAAAUUUGAUUUAUAUUUUAUGUUUGAAGUUCUUAAUAUUUGGUUUGUCAUUAUUUGCGGUCCUAUCUAACGAUUACUCAGGUGGUGCACUAUGUGCAUUGUUUUCUGCUUCUAAUUUGCUCCCACUUUUAGUUUAUUGAUCUAUUCCUUUUAAGUUUGACGAUUCCACAUUGUUGUAGUUCCUGUCUGUGAAAGCAGGUUAAUGCUUGCUUCUACAAAUCAUUGCCAGAAGGUGUGUGCAUCUUAAAUUGUGAGGUUACCUGGGGUAUGUUAAUAUUAUAAAUUAUUUUUUAUAUAUGUAUCCUGUUCUUUUUCCUAAUAUUUUCUCUCUGGUGUCUUUUUCUAGUGGCUGUAUGGCAGGUAAAGUGAUUGUGCCAGAUUUAAUGUUGUGUUCUCGAGUAUUUCUUUCUAUGUGAAUAGGUUGUGCUAUUCUUAGGGCUCUUAUUAAUUAAAGGAAUUCAGGAGUGAAAUCAUUUGGUUGUGGUGGUUGAUGGUUUUGAAUGAGUAAUUGCAGGAAGAAUAUGUGGUAUAAAUCAAGUGGUUAGUAGGAUUUGGUUGGAGUUUAAGAAGUCUGAGAGGAAUGAUGGUUUAAUCUGUAUAUGAAUGUAGUUAAAUUGGUAAAUUACUUUCGGUUACAUAACCAUGAAGUUCUAUUA
Molecule: messenger RNA, 3406 nt
Organism: Olea europaea var. sylvestris
Lineage: Eukaryota; Viridiplantae; Streptophyta; Magnoliopsida; Lamiales; Oleaceae
Product: splicing factor-like protein 1
Exons: 2
Coding region: 90-2462 (790 amino acids)
Biological process (GO): regulation of mRNA splicing, via spliceosome
Cellular component (GO): nucleus
Molecular function (GO): mRNA binding; zinc ion binding
Source: RefSeq, a predicted model, not a curated record